CCUCUCCCCUCUCCCGCCUAUUCCUUCCCCCCCGCGGUUCCUCUGGCCUUGGUUUCUGCUGGGUAGGCCGCGCUGUGGUGGCCAGGAUGGCGGUAGCAGUGCGCGCUUUGCAGGAGCAGCUCGAAAAGGCGAAGGAGAGCCUGAAGCACGUCGAUGAGAACAUCCGCAAGCUCACCGGGAGGGACCCCAACGAUGUGCGGCCUGCUCAAGGUAGAUUGUUGACCCUCACAGGCCCUGGUGGAGGUAGGGGGCGAGGAAAUAUAUUGCUGAGGCGUGGAUUCUCGGAUAGCGGAGGAGGACCUCCAGCCAAACAGAGGGAUUUAGAAGGGGCGACCAAUAGGCUGGCUGGGGAGCGUCGAACGAGGAGAGAAUCACGCCAUGAAAGCGACGCAGAGGAUGAUGAUGUUAAAAAACCAGCGUUGCAGUCUUCUGUUGUUGCUACCUCCAAAGAGCGAACACGUCGAGACCUUAUUCAAGAUCAAAACAUGGAUGAAAAAGGGAAACAAAGGAAUCGGCGUAUAUUUGGCCUGUUGAUGGGUACUCUUCAGAAGUUCAAACAAGAAUCUACAGUUGCUACUGAGAGGCAAAAAAGGCGACAAGAAAUUGAACAAAAACUUGAAGUGCAAGCAGAAGAAGAGAGAAAACAAGUUGAAAAUGAGAGACGAGAACUUUUUGAGGAAAGACGUGCUAAACAAACAGAGCUGCGGCUUUUGGAACAAAAAGUUGAACUUGCUCAAUUGCAAGAGGUAUGGAAUGAACAUAACGCCAAAAUAAUUAAAUAUAUAAGAACAAAGACAAAGCCUCAUUUAUUCUACAUUCCUGGCAGAAUGUGUCCUGCUACACAGAAGCAGUUUGACGAUUCUCAGAAAAAGUUAAACGCACUGUUUGAAAGUAGGCGCAUUGAAUUUGCAGAGCAAAUUAACAAAAUGGAGGCCAGGCCCAGACGGCAAUCUGUGAAGGAAAAAGAACAUCAGGAGGUGCAGAAGGAAGAAAAGAAAGAAGACCAGAACAAGGAUCAGGAAGAGGGUAAGGUGGUUCAGCAGGUGGAAGAGAUGGAGACAGGUAAUCAGAGCAAUGAUGUAGAAAUGGAAGAGGUAGGGGAGGAAAAAGAGGUAGGUGCUAGUCAUAGUGAUGGGGAGCUAGAACAGGAAGAGGAGGAGGAACAUAAAGAGGAAAUGGAAGUUAAAGUAGAAGAGGUAGGUGAGGUUAAAGAGAACAGGCAGCAGGAUAAUCAGCAUGAAAACGUUGUGUUGUUGAAAGAGGAAGGUGAAAACAGUCUGCCAGUAGAUAGUGAGCAGGAUGUGGUGGGUGGUGAGGCAGAUAAUGCAGAACCACUAGAAAAUGAGAAUAGCAAGGAGAUCGAACCAGAAGUGGAGUGUAACGUUCAGCCAGAGCAGGAAGAUCCUGUUACUUCCCUGGAGAGAGAGGAAGUCAGCAAGCCAGAAGCUGAUGCUGAACCGGAGGAGACAGAAGAAAAGGAGCCUGAAUCCACUCCAGUAGAGGAAGCUGAGGCCCAGCUUCAGCCAGAGUCUGUGCUUUGGCCACAGCUUCCACCAUUAUUUGAAUCCAUUCAAGAUCAAGAUCCUCAGGUAGUCAAAGAAGAAACUGCAGUGCCUGAGAAGCUGCCUGACACUCAGGCAGACCAGGCACAGGCAGGAACCACAGAAGUCAAGCACAAGAUUAGAAGCAGGAGCAGAGGCAGAGCAAGGAACAAAACUAGCAAGAGUCAGAGUCGGAGCACUAGCAGUAGCACAAGUAGUACUAGCUCUACAAGUAGUAGUAGUGGCAGCAGCUCUAGUAGUGGCACCAGUAGUAGUCGGAGCAGUUCGAGCAGCAGCAGUAGCACUAGUGGAAGUAGCAGUCGAGAAAGUAGCAGUAGUUCUAGUAGCAGUGAGAGCAGGAGUCGAAGCAGAGGACGUGGUCAUAAUAGGGAUAGAAAGCGGAGGAGGAGUUUGGAUCGGAAACGAAGGGAUAAUUCAGGAGUAGAUAGAAGUCACAAGUCUUCAAAAGGUAGCAGCCGAGAUGCAAAAGGAUCAAAGGAUAAAAUCUCAAGGUCCGACAGAAAGAGGUCUAUAUCAGAAAGUAGUCGGUCAGGCAAAAGAACUUCACGGAGUGAAAGAGACCGUAAAUCAGACAGGAAAGACAAAAGGCGUUAACAGAAGAAACCAGGCUUCUUAGCCUAAUCUUUGCAGCAGAAGAUUACUUGAUGAGUGAAAGGAUUCCAUGUGAGGAAGAAAAGGCUGCCUUAAUUGCAUGCUGUAAAAAAUCUUUUGGAGAAAUGGAGAACUCUACGAGAAAAUUCUUUGCUUUUACAUGAUUUUGUAAACUGUUACUUAUCAAAUUAUGUGAAGACCCAGAUGUAUACAAAUAAAAAUCUUAACAACCCCUUCAUCUUUUCAAUUACCUUUUACUUAAGAGUCUGUAUAUUUUAAUAAGUAGAUCUGUUAAAUUGGUGUGAUUUACUAAUGUACCAUAAGUCUUCUUUUUUUGUAGCAAUAAAUGUGCAUUUUACGUUUAGCCUGUUGCCACUUCAUAGAAAUCCUUUAUUGGCAUACUCCAUGCACAAUUCUACCAUUCUGCCUAAUUGACUCUUCCCCUCUAAUUGCUGACAGGGUGAAUUCCCAAGCCCUGUAAAGGAGUGCACACCUGUGCAUAAUCUAGGCUUUUCUUUCAUUAUACAAAUUCUAGCUUUUAGUGAUGUUCCUCAAUGAGCUUAUUGUCCAUAUGUAGGAGCAAAGUAGGUACAUCAGUAGUUACAAUUGACCUAGACAGGUAGAAUCUUAGAAACUGCUGUGCAUAUGCCCAUACUUACCCCUACUGCUAAAUUAAUACUUUUUUAAAACUUCCAUUUCCGUUGUGCUUUGCUAUGUAUUGAAAGAUUACAGAUCACUUCUAAACUAGGUUAUCAUUGACUAAGUUUAACCUUCAAAUGCCAAUAAAAUUUGCAUUGCGCUGUUAUAUUCAUCUGGACUACGAUAUAUGUUGUGUGUUAAGAGUAACUGUUGAAUGGGGAAAUUGGGCUCAGAUUUGGAAUUUCUGUAACUAUUUGAGCAUGUUGACAGAGGUGCAGCUGGUGUAAAAGAGUAACUGUUUUUAAAUUUUUUUAUAAAACGAGUGUGUUCAUUGGCCUAUUCUGUAAAAGUCCAAAUAAAGGUGGCUUUAUAUACUA
Molecule: messenger RNA, 3169 nt
Organism: Eublepharis macularius
Lineage: Eukaryota; Metazoa; Chordata; Lepidosauria; Squamata; Eublepharidae
Gene: PNN
Product: pinin, desmosome associated protein
Exons: 9
Coding region: 87-2156 (689 amino acids)
Cellular component (GO): catalytic step 2 spliceosome
Source: RefSeq, a predicted model, not a curated record